Molecule: messenger RNA, 966 nt
Organism: Cooperia oncophora
Lineage: Eukaryota; Metazoa; Nematoda; Chromadorea; Rhabditida; Trichostrongylidae
Source: the annotation of a GenBank genome assembly
AUGGAUCGGCCCCACCGCAACGAUAUGGGUCUCCCACUUCUAGUUCAACCAGAUCAGAUCGAAAUGGUGGCUACGGAUCAACUCCAACAGCUCACACACCACCACCAAUCCCUCAUGGAAAUACGGACGUCACUCAUGGAAGAGGACCGAGAAACUGCUUUCGAUUUCAGGAAGCAGAUGUCAGAAGCUGUUGCAAAACUUCAAUCCUCGCUCGAUUCUGCUUUGCUCGCCAAGGACCUGCAGGAACGUAGCGCUCCAGACGUGAAUUUUCAGAACGAGGAGGCAAUAGACGUCGCUGAUGAGAACGAGGAACCGGAAGCACCUGCGAAUCCACACCAAGAAGCGCAACAACCUCCACUCGGGCCGGAGGGCAUAGCGAUGCACGACCAAGAAAGAGAGGCGAUCCAGGAGAAUGUCGAGUUUCUUGAAGGAGUCGAGUUAGAGGAGGCCGAAGCAAAUGAAGAAGAGGAACCACCAAACUUGCGGGAACGUUUGCGAGAGGAGGACGGCAACAGGAGAGAGUAUAUUCAACAGGAACUCCAACAGCUAAAACAAGCCCGCGAUAAUCUUCGCCUAAUCAUCGACGAAUUGCGCCAGCACCCCACUUGUCCGCCAAGAAGGUAUGGGUACGGAGCAAUCAGCAACAAUGCGGAAAGACUUAUGCGCUGCGCCUUCUGCAGAUCAGUGGGUAGACACUACUCGGACUCAUGCGAUGAAAUAACAUCUGUCACGGAACGCCGCCAGAUGAUUGAAGACAGAGAUAGAUGUGUGGAGUGCCUGGAGAAUUGUAAAGGAAGACAGCUAUGUCCAAAAUAUUAUGCGCGUUGUUUCCAUUGCGGGGAAUUUGAUCAUCAUUCCGCCUUAUGCGAAUUACCUGACAGAAGUGAGGAAGUCGCGGAAAGCUUCCAACGCAUUAUUGCCAAUGUGCGGCCAUCUAGCGGAAGUCAAACGCCGCACGCAGAAUAA